UCUCCAGUGAAGAUGAGAAAGGAGAUGAGAGCACUGAAGCUCUCCUGCUCUCUCACUCCUCUCCAGCACGCACUCUGGAAGACAGACACGCCUGUGCUUCACUCCAUAGGACAGGAUUAACAGCACAGAGCAACACAGCACUAUGGCAGCAUCUCGCCUGUGAUCUGCCUGCCUGCCGGCUUCCCAGAGAAACAGCGACGGCUCGACCUCUGACCCCCUGGGAAACAGCUCCUGUGCGUGUGGGACAUUUGACUUCUGACUCCUUGCGUGUGAGGACACCCUUACUUCAUAUUUGCGGAGAUACAGGCUCUGCCGAUGAGGACACCCUGACCACUGCUGCCCGUGGACCAUGCUGGCUGAAGCCUAGCCCAGACGCGGUUCCUCACUCACCUUCGGCAUGAUUUUCUCCAGCACGAUCGUCCUUGGGGCUACCCUGGGCACCUCUGCUGGGGCUCUUACCCUCUGCGUGCUUUCCCUGCUCUGCAAGCACUACAGGAAGUGCCACCUGGAGGGGCCGCAGGAGGAUGACCCAGAGAAGGUCAAGCCCAGCGUGAAGCACUCUGCUGAGCAGUUUAGUAUUGAGAAAUCAACAGAACCCAUCCAGCCUGAGACUCUCCUGAAAUUUCCCAAGACCUACAAACCAAAGCCAUCAGUGACCUCUCCCAAGGUCAUCGGCCUUCCCUCUUAUGCCUUAGAGACAACAGACGAGCCCUUGGCAGAUAAAGCUGCCAGUCUUCAGCCGGAGCACGGUAUCCUAGCAACUGAGGGAACGGAGGAGGUCCCCGUCAUCCCUAGGCAAGGUUGCACCAAUGACAACACUGUCGCUGCCGAACCAAAGAACAGCAUGAGAACAAGCAGCUCCAUCAUCUAUCCGAAGCUGCAUUUCUCCCUCAGAUAUCACAGCCAGAAGAAGGAGCUGCACGUCAUUGUGAUAGAAGCGGAGCACGUGACUGCGGAGGCCGGCUGCGAGGGCUACGUCUCGGGUCUGCUGACCACCACCAGGACCCGAAAGGAGGCCCAGACCUCCAUGCGUCGCCUGGCAACCACCAUGCGUUGGCAGGAGGGUCUGAUGUUCCCCCUGCCGGAGGGCACCCAGGGGGAGGGCGAGGUGGCCUUGUCCCUCCAUAGCUGGGACCGCUUCUCCCACCACGUCAUCCUGGGCACCAUGCGCUUCAAGCUGGCAGACAUAAGCAUGAUGUGCAACGCCGACUGCUGGGUCGAUCUACAGCCUCCCAAGCAGGACAUGAAUGCAUCUGCUGGGGAGAUCCUGCUGUCCAUCAGUUACCUGCCGGCAGCCAACCGCUUGGGCGUGGUGGUCAUGAAGGCUCGCGGGCUGCAGAACCUUCGGCUGAAGGACUCCAUUGACCUCUCCGUGAAGCUGGCGCUGAGGCACCAGGCCACGAAGCUGAAAAAGAAGCAGACGCGGCACGUAAAGCACAAGAUGAACCCGGUGUGGAACGAGAUGAUGAUGCUGGAGGUGCCCCGCGAGCUGCUGGCCAAGUCCAGCCUGGAGCUGGAGGUGCUGAACCUGGGCGGCGACGGCAAGCUGGACCUUCUGGGCAAGUGCCAGCUGGGCCUGCAGUCCUCGGGGGUGGGGCUGCAGCACUGGCAGCAGAUGCUGGAUAACCCACGCAAGCAGAUCGCAAUGUGGCACCCCCUCAGCAUAUGAGCGACGGACACCUGCUUUAAAGGGCCAGCACAGUGUAGCAGAUCCCACUGGCUAGUCAAAAGCAACACCAGAAUCACCAGGAUUGUAAAAUUAAUGUGAAUCACUGUCUUUCAGACCCCUAAAUGAAACAUAAUAAUGCCGCACACCAAUGGUCAGUCCCAAACCAUAAAAUGACACCCACUGGCUAGUCAACCAGCAGAAUCACCAGGAUUGAAAAAUGUAAAAUGACAAUCUCCAACACCUCUAAAUCAAACAUGAUGAUGCUGUGCACCAAAUGUCAGUCCCAAACCCUGAAUGACACCCACAGAAUACAUAUUUUAGGUUACACUCAUCCUGAUGGAGCAGGAGACAAUGUGCAGUGAGCGGAGUGAGCUGGUCUUAUCUAACGCAUAUGACGCGUGGAGAGUGACACAGCCUAGAGUCACGCUGUCCCCAGAGCUUUAGCAAAGCCUAUGUCACAGAAGAUUGCUAUAACCAGGACUCACAUUUCCUUCUUGACGCAUUUCCUCUAUAAAUAUGAGUCCUUCAUUACCAAGUUCAUGGAUAAUUAUUGAACUGCAGAAUUGAAGUAGGCACAUUAGAUCAAUAACAAUAUUGCGGAUGUGUGUAGCGGUAAUUAAAUGUUGACACAGAUACAAAAACUUGCUCGUUUAAAUGUAGGAUUGUUCGAUUCCUGCCCUGGGUUUGUAUGUUCUUGGAGUAUUUGUCUGGGUGUCUUUGAAGUACUCCUGUCUUUUCCCGUGAUGCAGAUGUGUGUGGUAGUUGAAUUGGUGUCUCUAAAUUGCCCUUAGUGUGUGGUUGUAUACAUAUCUGUGUGUGCUCUCUGAUGGACUGGUAUUCCGCCCAUGGUGUCCUCUGCCCUAUGCUUCCUGGUAGAUUCCGGAUAGACAGAUGGUGCUCUACACAUACGUAUCCUGGAAAAAAAAAAAAAAUGUCAGUGGAAGGGUGGGGUGGUAAGGAAAGAGAAUGGCGAAAGUUCAUCACUACCACUCUACAA
Molecule: messenger RNA, 2666 nt
Organism: Paramormyrops kingsleyae
Lineage: Eukaryota; Metazoa; Chordata; Actinopteri; Osteoglossiformes; Mormyridae
Product: synaptotagmin-13-like
Biological process (GO): calcium ion-regulated exocytosis of neurotransmitter; synaptic vesicle endocytosis
Cellular component (GO): synaptic vesicle membrane; plasma membrane; axon
Molecular function (GO): SNARE binding; phosphatidylserine binding; calcium ion binding
Source: RefSeq, a predicted model, not a curated record